Messenger RNA from Mercurialis annua (annual mercury), 1811 nucleotides. RefSeq names its product serine carboxypeptidase-like 20. The transcript has 14 exons. NCBI's taxonomy places the organism in Eukaryota, Viridiplantae, Streptophyta, Magnoliopsida, Malpighiales, Euphorbiaceae. Gene Ontology annotation, molecular function: serine-type carboxypeptidase activity; acyltransferase activity, transferring groups other than amino-acyl groups. The record is from RefSeq and is a predicted model, not a curated record. Bases 148 to 1644 code for a protein of 498 amino acids. Gene Ontology annotation, biological process: secondary metabolic process; proteolysis.
GAUACAAAUGAUUUAUUUCUGAGUUUUGUGAAAAAAUUUAGUUCUUAUCCCUUCUUUUUCUUUUCUUCUAUUAUAAAUCUCAGUCUCUCAUCUCAUUUUGUUUUGAUAUUUAGAGAGAGAGAUUGAGAGUUUUUCAUUUGUGUCUCCAUGAGUAUGAUGGCAAUGGCGACAUUUUUAUUUCUUUGGGUGUCGAUUUGUAUGAUUGUACAAAUUCAGGGGGCUUAUUUGCCUGCUUUGGUUACUCACCUUCCUGGCUUUACUGGCAUCUUGCCCUCCAAGCAUUAUUCAGGGUAUAUAAAAUUGGGUUUAGAAUUAGGGGAAAGAAAAAAUCUUUUCUACUAUUUUGUUGAAUCAGAAAGAGACCCAGUUAAGGAUCCAUUGAUUUUAUGGCUAAAUGGUGGACCUGGUUGCUCCAGCAUGGAUGGUUUCAUUUACGAACAUGGGCCAUUCAAUUUUGAAGCUCCAAAAGUUUCAGGGGAAUUGCCUAAGUUGCAUCCCAAUCCAUACAGCUGGUCCAAGGUUGCCAAUGUAAUAUAUCUUGAUUCGCCUGCUGGAGUUGGUUUGUCUUUCGCACACAAUACUAGCUUGUAUAAAACUGGAGAUUUUCAAACUGCUAAGGAUACACACAUCUUUAUUCAACAGUGGUUGAAAAAAUUUCCAGAAUUUGUUUCGAAUCCAUUUUACCUCGCGGGCGAGUCAUACGCCGGAGUAUAUGUGCCAACUCUUGCUAGCAAUAUCGUAAAAGGAAUUAAAGCCGGUAUCAAACCUGUCAUUAAUUUUAAGGGUUACUUGUUAGGAAAUCCAAUUACAGACAAUAGCUAUGAUGGAAAUGCUCUUGUUCCGUUCGCUCACGGUAUGGGCCUUAUUUCAGAUGAAAUUCAUCAGAGAGCUGUAGAUUCUUGUAAUGGAAGUUACUUUGAUUCAGAAGUUCCGAAAUGUGUUUCUGCACUUGACAGAGUUUUUAGAGCAAUUGAUAAGGUAAAUCUGUAUGACAUUCUAGAGCCAUGCUAUCAUAAUAAAGCUUCUUUCGGAGCGCAAAGUAUGGUUCCAGAUACUUUCAAGGAAUUAGGGAUGCAGACAAGGACUCUUCCUGUCAGGACAAGGCUUUUCGGGCGUGCUUGGCCCUUCAUGGCUCCCGUCUUAGAAGGACUUGUUCUAUCCUGGCCCCAAGUUUUAAGCGACGCGAAAACCUCAACCCCACCUUGUGUAAGUGAUGAAGUUGCAAGUGCAUGGCUAAACAAUGCACAUGUGAGAAGAGCAAUUCAUGCUGCCCCGCAAAUUUAUAUAGGGGCUUGGGAGUUAUGCACAAAUAGAUUGGAAUACUGGCAUGAUGCUGGAAGUGCGCUCAUGUACCACAAGAAACUAACUUCUGAAGGCUAUAGAGCCCUCAUAUAUAGCGGGGAUCAUGACAUGUGUGUGCCGUUUACUGGAACUGAAGCAUGGACAAGAUCUAUUAAUAAUAAGAUUGUUGAUGAAUGGAGGCCUUGGAUGUCAUCCACUGGACAAGUUGCUGGGUUUCUUCAAGGAUAUGCAAACAAUCUCACUUUCCUGACAAUUAAGGGAGCUGGGCACACCGUACCGGAGUACAAACCGAGGGAGGCAUUUGACUUUGUUAAGCGAUGGUUGGAAGGAAAACGCAUUUGAUUAACUUAUAAUUAGUGAAGCUUUAUAAAUUUUUUUUAGAUGAUUCUAAUUAAUUCACUUGAUCAAAAUAAAAAAAAGGAAUAAAACAAUUGAGUCUUGUUGAAAUUAAUUAUUUAGACCAAUUGUAGAAGUUGUUAAGAAAUCAAAAAAUCAUUAAUUAUCAUUAA